AAGAGUUAAGCGUCGUAAAUAAUAGACAGUUGCCCGGACUUAAUAAUGAUUAAAACUUAAUAGAAGGGCUAUUUGAAACCAAUCGCAAAGUGGUUGAUUUUAUCAAAAUAAUGAUAUUAAAUUACAUUUUUAAAACCCGUGUGUUUAGUAUCGUGAUAUCAGUUGCCUUGUGUGCUUCUGUGCAAACAUAAAUUGUAGGUAUACUUAAAAAAACAUUCGUGUUAAAUCUGAAACAUAAAGUUAUGUAUUACUCUUAUAAGCACACUGCUAAAAUUACGCCAGUUAGACUGAACAAUUUUUUGGACAAUAGGUUUUUUAUAAUACGUCAGCUUAGGCCUCUUAUCAUAUUUCAAGCUCUGCUGGGAGUUAGUCGUCCUUACCUUUUAAAACCUAAAAAAAUCUUCGAAUGGAUGAGCUACUGCUACAGCUUCUUGGCUAUGCUCCUCCUGUGUUACUCAUUAUUGCAGGAUAACUAUGUUGGCGCGACUUACAUUGUAUUUAAGUGCACAUCUUGUAUUGAAUUUCUUAUUUUAGUCUUAAGUUCAAUACUCUUACAAAGGCGAUCGAUGACAGAGUUCUUUAAAAAUUUGGAAGCUUUCGACAGAGUCAUGAAUAUCGAAAAAGAUGUUAUUAUCACUGUGCCUAUGCACAGACCGAUACUCUGGUUAAUAUUGAGUACUUUUAUUACUACUAUUGAGUUUUUUGUCAUUUUUGAAUCAAAUUUUGCUUAUUCGAUCACUAAUUUGACUAUAAUGGUCCACGACGCCGAGCAAGUAUUCUUUGGGACAAUGCUGAGAACAAUUUUCGAGCGGGUUCGUAUAGUAAAGGCGCAUGUAAUAAAAGUGUGCGAUAGGACUUGUGAAGAGACAAGAAAGCGUAAGAAUCUAGACAAGGUGGAAGCUUUAUCGAGGAAAUCUCAACACGGUAUAAGUUCUCUGCACGAAGUGUACGAGUCUUUACACAAAUGCGCCGAACAACUUAACUCUGUGAUGAGCUUUCCGGUAUGUACAAUUAUAAUAAAUAAAUUACCUAUAUUAUUUGUAGUGGCAGUGUGGAAUACCAACCUAACCCUUACACUUCAUCACAGUCUUGUUAUUUUACAGCUGUUGUUACUGGUAUACAUCUUUAUCAGAUGCUUGAAGUACACGAUUUUGGUCAUUAUACCGUGUUACUACUCGAGCAAGACCACAACGCAAGUCUCCAUCAUACGGAAAACUCUUCACGAUGCGCUGAACAAUGAUCAGUUUGAUAAGAUAGACUGCCGCCGUCUGAAGGCGUUCUUCCAGCUGACAUGUGACAGUGAGUUCGCGUAUGCGCUGUGGGGCGUCAUCAACCUCAACAUGUCGCUGCCGCUCAGCUACAUCAGCCUCUGCACCACCUACUUAGUCAUCAUCAUACAGUUCUCCAAGUUCAUUGACUAA
This is a messenger RNA of Cydia amplana, 1421 nucleotides long. RefSeq lists its product as uncharacterized. The transcript has 3 exons. The record is from RefSeq and is a predicted model, not a curated record. NCBI's taxonomy places the organism in Eukaryota, Metazoa, Arthropoda, Insecta, Lepidoptera, Tortricidae. Gene Ontology annotation, biological process: sensory perception of taste. Gene Ontology annotation, cellular component: membrane. Bases 243 to 1421 code for a protein of 392 amino acids.